AUGAGUGUUUGGCAGCAUUGUAUUUCAGUUUUUAUUGCUUUAUCUUUUGUUGUUUUUAUAUUAAUGUUUGCCUUUUUCUUUAGAGAUUAUGCUGUAAAUGGUUUCAAUUUCUUUUUAAUUUUCCUUGGUUCAAUAGCAAUUAAAAGUUGUGUUUAUGCUAUUUUGCAGUAUUUAUUGAAUGGUUAUGAAUAUGAAAUGUUUUCUUUACGACAAAUAUUCUUUUGUUUUAAUAAAAGAAGAGAGGAAUUAAAUAAUCAACAAAAUAUUCCAAAUUCAUCGAAUUCCCUUCAACAACAACAAAAUUCUUCCAAAAAAUCUUUUUUGGAUAAUCCAUUUAAAUUAUUUUCAACCCUCUCUUUCAUUUUUUCUUUGAGUAUUUGUCUCUAUUGGUUUUAUAUUCGAAACACUUAUUAUGCAUUUUAUUUGUUAGAUUUUAUCAAUAUUACUAUUUGUAUUUAUGCAAUUAGAUUUAGCAGAAUUAGAAGUUUACGGUUAAUUACUUUCUUUUUACUUGCCUUUUUUGUCUAUGAUCUUUUUAUGGUUUUUGGAACUCGUUUACUUACUUCAGAUGGAUGUUCUGUUAUGUUACAGGUGGUUACGGGUACUGAUUGUCAACCAACAAGAUUACCGGAGGGAGAGUUUCAACCAGUUGCUCCCAUUGAUAUAAAAACAAAAAUACCUGAAAAGCUUCCAUUACUUUUUUACGUGCCUUUAUUAGCUGAUCCUAUGGCUGAAUGUUUUGAUAUACAAGUCGAAAGAGAAUUUAAAAAUGUUUUGCUCGGUUUAGGGGAUGUAAUUCUUCCCGGCAAGUUUUUAUUUAAAAAAAUAUUUUUAAAAAAUAAUUUUAGGGUAUUUAAUUGCUUAUUGUUUUUAUGUUGA
This is a messenger RNA of Meloidogyne enterolobii, 879 nucleotides long. The record is from the annotation of a GenBank genome assembly. NCBI's taxonomy places the organism in Eukaryota, Metazoa, Nematoda, Chromadorea, Rhabditida, Meloidogynidae.